AUCACCACCACUCGCUCUUGUCAUGACAGACGAAGACGAACAUCCAGCUGCGAAGUUCAAAGAGGGGAAACGGUUUGGAGAAUGGGUUAUAGUGCAGAAAUUAGACGAAGGAGGCUUUGGACAUGUGUAUAAGGUAGAAAGCGUGCAGCGGAAAGGGCAGGUGGCAGCACUUAAAGCCGAGCCAAACGAUGUUGAAGGAGGUUCGGCCAUCAAACUUGAGAUCGCGAUACUUCGUGCUAUGACAGAAGACGGAGAUAAGCCUCAUAUUCCAGUCGUUUUUCACGCAGCUAAACAUAAGAAGUACUGUUAUAUGGUAAUGACAUUGCUUGGUGAAAACCUGAAAUCUCUUAAGAUUAAUUGCGCAAGAGAACUCAUGACACCUCAAACUUGGAGCCGGAUUGGUGUUCAGUGUUUGUACAGCGUCAAACUCGUUCAUGAUUACGGAUAUAUUCACCGCGAUAUAAAACCCAACAAUUUUGUUAUGGGACAUAAGGACGAUCUCGAUAGAGCUCGUUUGGUACAUAUACUAGAUUUUGGACUAUCACGAUCAUACGCUGCUUUGAAAAAUGGUAAAUGGGUUGCGAGGAAAGCCAGAGGUUCAGCAGAGUUUAGAGGAACCCUUCGAUACUGCUCACCAAAUGUUCAUGAGAAGAAAGAACAGGGUCGUCGAGACGACUUAUGGUCAUUAUUUUAUGUAUUGAUCGAACUCCACUGCGGAUUACCUUGGCAAACCGUAAGAGAUAAACAUAAGGUUGAAACGAUGAAGAUGAACAUUUCUGAUAAACACUUAGUACAGAAUUUCCCGCCUGAAAUGCACGAUAUUGUUCCAUAUUUAAGAACGCUGGAUUACUAUCAGCGGCCCAAUUAUAGUAUGUUUUAUGAUGGAUUAGUAGCACUAAUGAAAAGGCUUGGAACAAAGCCAUCUGAUCCAUACGAUUGGGAAACGACAGAACAAGUGCAAGCUGUGCUGAAACACUCCAAAAAGAAAGAUGCAUGGGAGGAUGCAGCACAGUUUUUCAAAUCCGAUCCGAUAAAUAUACAUGCCCCUCCAUUGACUAGAGAUUUGAAAGAGUCGGCCAAAAGUUUAGAUUUCUUCUUCAUUGUAAAGUAAACAGAAAUAACGAUAACACCAUUCAGCAGCGUUUCAC
Messenger RNA from Cylicocyclus nassatus, 1148 nucleotides. The record is from the annotation of a GenBank genome assembly. NCBI's taxonomy places the organism in Eukaryota, Metazoa, Nematoda, Chromadorea, Rhabditida, Strongylidae.